Populus trichocarpa (black cottonwood) is the source of this 2337-nucleotide messenger RNA. RefSeq lists its product as uncharacterized. Bases 1 to 2337 code for a protein of 778 amino acids. Lineage: Eukaryota; Viridiplantae; Streptophyta; Magnoliopsida; Malpighiales; Salicaceae. The record is from RefSeq and is a predicted model, not a curated record. The transcript has 6 exons.
AUGAAGAAAUCUCUUGUUCCUAGAAUCAACUACAAAGACUCUCCUGUGGGAAGUUCUUUUUUUAAUCAUGUGUCUUUGGAGGAGGGACAAGUUGAAGAUUACAUAGAUGAAGACGAGGAGGAUGAAGAGGAAGUCAAUGGAAAUACAAGGCAUGAAGUAGUACCACAUGAAGGAAUUCAGCAGGUUCAGCUCAAGUCAAUCAGAUUGGAGUUUCUCUGGUUUAAUGGAGAUGAUCCUAUUGGUUGGGUAUACAAAGCCAAUCAAUUCUUUAACUUUCACAACACUCCAGCUCAACACAGAUUGUUUAUAGCCAGUUUUCACAUGGAAGGAAAGGCCAUAACAUGGUAUCAAGAACUAGAAGAAACUGGAAUUCUCACCAGUUGGGAGGCCUUCGUUAAAGCCCUCCAAAUUCAUUUUGGAACCUCAUCUUACGAUGACCCCAUGGAGGCCAUCAUAAGUAUCAAACAGACAUCAACAGUAGAGCUCUACAAAACCCAAUUCGAGAUGCUUUCGAACCGGGUCAGAGGGCUGUCUGACUCUCACAGGCUCAGCUGCUUCCUAGGUGGAUUGAAGGAGGAGAUAAGAAUGGGAGUACGGAUGCUAAACCCCCAGAAUUUAGUGGCUGCUUAUGGAUUAGCAAGGAUGCAUGAGGAAAAUCUGACAAUCAUGAGGAAAUCAUGGAGACCUAGUGCUAUGGGGUUUCAAGGACGAAACCCAACACCAACUCAGCCCAGGGCUGAAAAUAAACCAGUUCUGGUACAGAGACUCACCCCUGCACAGAUGAAGGAAAAAAGAGACAAGGGGCUUUGCUUUAAAUGUGACAGUAAGUGGGGACCUGGCUAUAGUUGUGGAGGACCCAAGAUAUUCUUGAUAGAGGAAUUAGAGGAGGAGAUGGAGGAUAAAAAUUUUGUUCCUGAAGACCUGAUUGAUUUAGGAGACCCUCAGGAAGAAAGCAAUGAGGGAAUCGACAUAUCCCUUCUUGCAAUCAUUGGAAGUCCCAAUCCUAAAACUAUGAGGGUGUCAGUUAAGCUAAGUGGCCAUAAUUUCGUGGCCUUAAUUGACACAGGAAGUACACAUAAUUUCAUACAUCCAAGGGUAGCAAGAAGAGUAGGGAUAAAGGUUUUAAAACACAAGCCUAUUGGGGUGAACAUUGCAGAUGGUUCCAAACUGUGGAGUGAGGGAAGCUGCUCAGAUAUCAAGCUGAUGAUUCAAGGAGAUCAGUUUGUCACUCAGGCUUAUGUCAUACAGCUGGGAGGAUGCGAUAUGGUGUUAGGAAUCCAGUGGCUAAAAAGUUUAGGGCCCAUUCUUUGGGACUUUUCAGCCUUAAAAAUGGAAUUCCAAAAGGAAGGGAAGAGGGUCUUGAUUUGUGGAAUGGGAGUGGAGAAAUCAGAAGUAGACUGCAGCCCAACCUUUUUACAAGAAUUGAGAAGAGUCGAAGAAGGACUGAUUUUGCAAAUUUGGGAGCUGGGAUCAGUCCAGAAUAAAAUUCCAGAACAGAUUGAGAAGCUGUUGCUAGAAUUCAUGGAAGUUUUUCAAGAGCCAAAAGGAAUCCCACCUAGCAGAUCACAUGAUCACUCUAUAGUGUUGAAAGAAGAUACCUCACCAAUAAGUGUACGUCCUUACAGGUACCCCUACUACCAAAAAUCUGAGAUAGAAAAACUAAUUAAGAAGUUGUUGUUAGACCUCCGAUCAGGCUUCCACCAGAUCAGAAUGAAGGAAGAAGAUGUCCCCAAAACAGCCUUCAGGACUCAUGAAGGGCACUAUGAAUUUCUGGUGAUGCCUUUCGGCCUCACAAAUGCCCCUUCCACUUUUCAAGGUUUGAUGAAUGAUAUUUUUCAACCAUAUCUCAGAAAAUUUGUGUUGGUUUUCUUCGACGACAUUCUAGUCUACAGCCAUAAUGUGGAUGAGUAUGAGAGACAUCUGAGGAUGGUCAGGGAGUGCAUGCUAAUCCCAGCAAGCAAGAGUCUAAAGGGGAGGGAACUAUCACUAUCCACUUAUGAGAAGAAAUUUUUGGCACUAGUCACUGCUGUUCAGAAGUGGAGGCCUUACUUAUUGGGCCAAGCCUUUAAGGUUAAGACAGAUCAAGAGAGCCUCAAGUAUUUAUUGGAGCUGUGGGUUGGGACACCCACACAGCAGAAAUGGUUAUCCAAAUUAAUUAGGUAUGACUUUGUGGUUGAGUUUCGAGCAGGAAGGGAAAACCUAGUAGCUGAUGCACUCUCUAGGCAGGAGGAUACUACAGAAAAAGGGACACUGCUGGGAGUGGAAGGCGGCCAAAUGCGAGACAAGGGCGCCCAAGUGGAAGAACCACCACUUGAGGAAAAAGUUGAGAAACUCUGA